AUGGCCGACGACCUCCACACUGCAACAUUCACAUGGCCGUCUACAGAUGCUACAGAAGUCAUCCUUACAGGCACCUUUGAUAACUGGUCCAAGUCUCUGACCUUGACCAAGAAUGACAAGGGCUUCACUGGCUCAAUUCAAAUUCCAUGGGGAUCUGAAGUUCAAUACAAGUAUGUCGUCGAUGGCGUAUGGCAUACGUGCCAGGAACAGUCCGUCACACUCGAUGGCUCGAAUGAUAACAACGUAUAUACUGCCCCAGCCAAGGCAGCUCCGGCACCUGAAGCAGACACUCUUGUUGCAGCGGCGGCACCUGGUCCUACUUCCGUCCCUGAGUCUUCCGCUCCGGCUCCAGAACCGGUUGCGGCCUACACUGAGGCGGCUGCUCCUUCUCCCCUCCCUCCCACUGAGCUCGAUGGCUCUAAAUUGCCCACUGAUUCCGAUUCGGCGGACAAAUCGAGCACUGAGCCCCCUGCUAAGCCGGCGGAAGAGCCAACUACAGCACCGGCCACUCAGCCCACCACCGAAGAGACCGCGGAGCUUGUUACUAAGCCCACUACUGAGGAAACCGCAGAGCCUAUUACUAAAUCCGCCGCCGAGCCUGUCGUCACUGAGCCCGAAGUUCAGCCAACUGCGCAACCAGUCGCCACUCCGAUUGUUGCUGCCGCUGCGGCCGUUCUUCCCGCAUCUGCAAUUCCCAUUGUUGAAAAGGUCGAGGAAGAAGUUGCCCCCAUCAUUGCUCAAGUCCAGGAGGCAGCCGCUCCUCUGGUCGCUAAGGUCGAAGAGGUGGUGGCUCCCAUAGUUGAAAAAGUUCAGGAGACUACCGCUCCGGUCACAGAACAGGUCCAGGCCACCGUGGCCACAGUUCAAAACACUGCUGCUCCCCAUGUUGAACAAGCAAAGACCACAGUCAUUCCUGCUGUCAACGAUACUCAUGCCACUGUUGAGACUUCAGUUCAGUCGGCUACUGCGGAUGCCAUCCCUAUUGUGGCCAGUGCUAUCGAGGCUACCCAACCUCACGUCGAAGCCGCCAAAGAGGCUGUUGCUCCGCAUAUCGAGGCCGCCCAGGCCGCCGUUGCUCCUCACGUCGAGGUCGUCCAGGAAACUGUUGCCCCUCACCUUGAUGCGGUCAAGCAGGCCACUGCCCCCCACGUCGAAGCCAUCGUUAACAGUGCUCCUGUGCAGGACGCGAAAGCCAAGGUUGAAGAGAUUGCAUCUAGCGAUGAAGCUAAAUCUGUCACAGAUACGAUUAUUGCAAAGGAAGGUGCUGAAAAUGGCUCAGCGCAAUACGUACUUUCUGGCGUUGGAGCAGCUAUCCAUACUGUUACUGGGAUUGACCCAAUUAACGCUCAAAAGGCAAAUACACAAACCUCCGCUCUCGCCGACUCUGCGCCCGAGCCUACCACUACUGGCGCUGCCCCAAAGGAUCUUGUCCCCACAACUGCACUGCUCGAGCCUUCCGGGGCCCCGGCCACGGAUGCUCUUAUCUCUACCCCCGCACAUGCCGAGAACAUUGUGACCACCCUAGCGCUCGAGGAAAGCACGCCCGUUGCCGAUGAAAAGAAGGUCGCUCCUCUUGAACCCACGGUCGUCCCAGUUGCUGAAAUUACGAAAGCUGCACCUGUGACUGAAGAGCUCAAGGAAACCGCUCCAGCGAUCGAAGAUUCCAAGAAACCUGUUCAUGUGGACAACGAACUAAAGGAAGCCGCUCCUACCGAAUCCAAUCAACCUGAUACCGAGCUGAAGGAGGUAGUUCCUGCCCCUCUUAAGGUGGCACCCGAGCCUGAGCCUAAGUCCGAGCCCGAACCCAAGUCAGAACCCGAGCCAGCCGUAAUCAACGAAGAAGCUGUUGCCAAAGAACAGGUUGCGCUCAAGGAUUCCGAGGACGUCAUUCCCAAAGAGGCCGCUACCACUAAGGAGGAGCCCGUCAGCGAUGGUACCCCCGAGGUUGCUGCCCCCAAGGAACCCACUCCUGCUGAAGAACCUGUCCCCAAGGUUGCUGUUGUCGUCUCGGAAGAUACCGCACCUAAUGAUGCAGCAGUUCCAAAAGAGGAAUUUGCACCCAAGCCGGACGAUACCGGCAAGGAUACGGCUCCAGCAGCAGCCGUUGUCAAUGAUAGUGUCGCUCCCAAGGAGGAUGUCACCCCUAAAGAGGAUGUUGCCCCCAAGGAGGACGCUGCUCCCAAGGAGGAGGUUGUCCCGAAAGACGUUCCGAAAGAGGCCACCGAGCAACCCAAAGAAAGCCUUGCUGUUCCCGAGGCAGCGCCCAAGGAAACCACCAAGCUUGAUACCAACCUUUCCCCUCCUACCGCCCAGACCUUCUCGAAGAGCGCGCCCGUUACCCCUGCAAACAGGACCCGCUUCCCAGAUGAAUCAGACGGGAGCCCAACUGAGUCGACCAAACCGGAGAGCCUCCGUAAGAAGCGUCAUUCGAUUUUCGGUAGGAUUAAGAGCGUCUUUUUUGGUAGCUCGGAGAAGCGCAGCGGUACCGACUCGGCUUGA
This is a messenger RNA of Rhizoctonia solani, 2499 nucleotides long. Its product is annotated as cell surface glycoprotein 1. The coding region runs from base 1 to 2499 and encodes 832 amino acids. NCBI's taxonomy places the organism in Eukaryota, Fungi, Basidiomycota, Agaricomycetes, Cantharellales, Ceratobasidiaceae. The transcript has 6 exons. The record is from RefSeq and is a predicted model, not a curated record.